AUGCAAGCUAGGAGGCUACUUCGUAGGGGGUGCCAAGGAAAUUUGGCAAUUGUGAAAGACACACCAGUGGGAGAACGGGAAUUGGAAACGAUUUCUAUGGUAUGCGAAUUCCCUGAAGUGUUUCCAAAGGACUUACCAAGAUUACCUCCAAACCGUGAGUUGGAAUUUGCCAUAGAAUUAGCUCCAGAUACAGCGUUGAUAUCGAAAGCUCUGUAUCGUAUGGCUCUAGUUGAGCUAAGAGAGUUAAAGGAACAGUUUCAAGGCUUGCUUAACAAGGGGAACAUUCUACCUAGUAAGAUGAUCCGUAUAGCGCAGAAGGAGGAUCCCGAGUUGGUUGAUAUUAUGGAAGGAAUCCAGAAGGGGCUAAAGCUGGAUUUUAGUAUCUUUGGCGAUGGGAUAUUGAGAUUUCGUGGCAGGGUUUGUGUAUCGAAUGAUGCCAGGAUUAGACGGGUCAUUCUAGAGAAGGCACAUCGUUCACUUUAUACUAUUAAAGUAGAACAUCAGAAGCCGGCAGGACCACUUCAACCACUCGAUGUCCCUGAGUGGAAGCGGGAACAUGUCUCGAUGGAUUUUGUUACGGGUUUACCUACGGCGGUGCAUGGGUAG
This is a messenger RNA of Malania oleifera, 606 nucleotides long. RefSeq lists its product as uncharacterized. The coding region runs from base 1 to 606 and encodes 201 amino acids. NCBI's taxonomy places the organism in Eukaryota, Viridiplantae, Streptophyta, Magnoliopsida, Santalales, Ximeniaceae. The record is from RefSeq and is a predicted model, not a curated record. The transcript is spliced from 3 exons.